Molecule: messenger RNA, 904 nt
Organism: Chara braunii
Lineage: Eukaryota; Viridiplantae; Streptophyta; Charophyceae; Charales; Characeae
Source: the annotation of a GenBank genome assembly
GCAAAGGGUGGGAAGGUUGAUGACAACAACAACAACAACAACAACAACAACAACAACAACAACAACAACAACAACAACAACAACAACAACAACAACAACAACAUCAGCAACGACGGCAAGCAGCAAAUGCUCGAAAUCAGCACGACGGGCGAGGAGGACGAUGACAACAACAACGAUGGGGUCGUUCAUCUCCAGCAGGGUGAUGGAGACCAGGCAGAUGAGUGGGAGGCAAAGCAGGGGUUCAUGAUAGAGGCGGCGGAUGUGGUGGAGAAGAUGCUGGGAAUGGGCGAGAUCGGCGAGAAGGGUGGGAACGUGGACAUCAACAACAACAACAACAACAACAACAACAACAACAACAACAACAUCGAUAACAACUUCGACAACGACGGUGAGCAGACUAUGGGCGAAAUGGGCGAGACAGGAGUGAAGGAUGGUGGAAAUAACAAUAACAACACUGAUAACAACAACGAUGGUGAGGAGGGAUUGGGCGAAAUGGGCGACGAGGGUGUGAAGGACGACAACAACAGCAAUAACGACGGCGAUAAUAACAACAACGACAACGAAAACAACAACAACAACAACAACAACAACAACAACAACAACAACAACAACAACAACAACAACAACAAUCACGACGACGGCGGCAACGACAGUCACGGGAGCAGCGGGGCAGAGAGGGGUUGUUGUGCAUCCAAGCUGCUGAUCAGCAUCAUGGGGAAGAUGUCGCAAUCAGCGCAGUGGGGGGGGAGUAGUAGCUCAUUGGGGUUGGCGAAGUGGGGUUUGUGGUUGAAGGUGCGACUUACUAUCCCCCCCCCCCUCCUCCCCCUAUCCGGUGAUUUCCCAUGCUGAUUCGUGGCUUCUCUCCUGGCAUCGUGUAGGGAUAGGAUAAAUGAUCUCCCUGCGU